GCCAUGUUUCGCUUGUACGUGUUGGUAAUGGGAGUUUCUGCCUUCACCCUUCAGCCUGCGGCUCACACAGGGGCUGCCAGAAGCUGCCGGUUUCGUGGGAGGCAUUACAAGCGGGAGUUCAGGCUGGAAGGGGAGCCUGUGGCCCUGAGGUGCCCCCAGGUGCCCUACCGGUUGUGGGCCUCUGUCAGCCCCCACAUCAACCUGACAUGGCAUAAAAAUGACUCUGCUAGGAUGGUCCCAGGAGAAGAAGAGACACGGAUGUGGGCCCAGGACGGUGCUCUGUGGCUUCUGCCAGCAUUGCAGGAGGACUCUGGCACCUACAUCUGCACUACUAGAAAUGCCUCUUACUGUGACAAAGUGUCCAUUGAGCUCAGAGUUUUUGAGAAUACAGAUGCUUCCCUGCCAUUCAUCUCAUACCCGCAAAUUUUAACCUUGUCAACCUCUGGGGUAUUAGUGUGCCCUGACCUGAGAGAAUUCACCCGUGACAAAACUGACGUGAAGAUUCAAUGGUACAAGGAUUCUCUUCCUUUGGAUAAAGACAAUGAGAAAUUUCUAAGUGUGAGGGGGACCACUCACUUACUGGUACAUGAUGUGGCCCUGGAAGAUGCGGGCUAUUACCGCUGUGUCCUGACGUUUGCCCAUGAAGGCCAGCAAUACAACAUCACUAGGACUGUUGAGCUACGCAUCAAGAAAAAAAAAGAGGAGACCAUUCCUGUGAUCAUUUCCCCCCUCAAGACCAUAUCGGCUUCUCUGGGGUCGAGACUGACAAUCCCGUGUAAGGUGUUUCUGGGAACCGGCACGCCCUUAACCACCAUGCUGUGGUGGACGGCCAAUGACACCCACGUAGAGAGCGCCUACCCGGGAGGCCGCGUGACCGAGGGGCCGCGCCAGGAAUAUUCAGAAAAUAAUGAGAACUACAUUGAAGUGCCAUUGAUUUUUGAUCCUGUCACAAGAGAGGAUUUGAACAUGGAUUUUAAAUGUGUUGUCCGUAAUACCCUGGGUUUUCAGACACUACGCACCACAGUCAAGGAAGCCUCCUCCACGUUCUCCUGGGGCAUUGUGCUGGCCCCACUUGCACUGGCCUUCUUGGUUUUGGGGGGAAUAUGGAUGCACAGACGGUGCAAACACAGAACUGGAAAAGCCGAUGGUCUGACUGUGCUACGGCCUCGUCAUCAAGAUUUUCAAU
Messenger RNA from Macaca mulatta (Rhesus monkey), 1186 nucleotides. RefSeq names its product interleukin 1 receptor type 2 (gene IL1R2). Lineage: Eukaryota; Metazoa; Chordata; Mammalia; Primates; Cercopithecidae. Gene Ontology annotation, molecular function: interleukin-1, type II, blocking receptor activity; interleukin-1 binding. The record is from RefSeq and is marked provisional.